Messenger RNA from Helianthus annuus (common sunflower), 2056 nucleotides. Its product is annotated as ethylene response sensor 1. Gene Ontology annotation, biological process: phosphorylation; signal transduction. The record is from RefSeq and is a predicted model, not a curated record. Gene Ontology annotation, molecular function: phosphorelay sensor kinase activity; ethylene binding; ethylene receptor activity. Gene Ontology annotation, cellular component: endoplasmic reticulum. NCBI's taxonomy places the organism in Eukaryota, Viridiplantae, Streptophyta, Magnoliopsida, Asterales, Asteraceae. The transcript is spliced from 5 exons. The coding region runs from base 16 to 1902 and encodes 628 amino acids.
CUUUUGAACCUCCUCAUGGAUCAUCAUUCCUGUGAUUGCUUUGAGACCCAAUGGCCAGCUGAUGAUAUCCUCAUCAAAUACCAAUACAUAUCCGAUUUCUUCAUCUCAAUCGCGUAUUUCUCAAUCCCUUUAGAACUCAUAUACUUCGUUCAGAAGUCGUCUUACUUCCCAUACCGAUGGGUGGUUAUGCAGUUUGGUGCGUUUAUCGUGCUUUGUGGGGCGACACAUUUUAUAAACUUGUGGACAUUUUCGUCACACUCGAGGACCGUUGCUGUGGUUAUGACUGUUGCCAAGUUGUCCACAGCUUUUGUUUCAUGCAUUACAGCUUUGAUGCUUGUGCAUAUCAUACCGGAUUUGUUGAGUGUGAAGAAGCGCGAAUUGUUUUUGAGAAAACGGGCCGAAGAUCUUGAUAAAGAAAUGGGGUUGAUUAUUAAACAGGAGGAAGCUGGUAGGCAUGUUAGAAUGUUGACACAUGAGAUUAGAAGUACACUUGAUAGAGAUACUAUAUUGAAAACUACUAUGAUUGAGUUGGGUCGGAUCUUGGAUCUUGAAGAGUGUGCUUUGUGGAUGCCUUCUAGGAGGGGUUGUUUGGUCCUUGAGUUGUGUUAUUGUUUGCAUAAUUUGAUUCCUUUUGGCUCGACCGUUGACAUGAAUUUGAGUGAAGUUAGUCGCGUGUUGAGUAGCCAGGAUGCGCUCAGGAUUCAUGGGUUGUGCCAGUUGGCCAGGGUUAGAUCCGCCGUGGGAGCAUACAGGCAACCAGAGGCGGUUGCGGUCCGUGUACCUCUCUUGCACCUCUCAAAUUUCGAAAUGGAUGAUUGGUCCGAUCGCGCGGUAGACAGUUACGCGAUCAUGGUUUUGGUUCUUCCGGUGAACGGUGUAAGAAAAUGGCGAGAUCAUGAACUAGAGCUUGUGGAAGUUGUUGCGGACCAGGUUGCCGUUGCGCUUUCUCAUGCCGCGAUUCUAGAAGAGUCGAUGAGAGCGCGCGACCAGCUGAUGGAGCAAAAUAUUGCCUUGGAGUUGGCCAAACAAGAGGCAGAAAUGGCGAUCCAUGCUCGAAAUGACUUUCUUUGUGUCAUGAAUCAUGAAAUGAGAACACCUAUGCAUGCGGUUAUUGCAUUGGCAUCUCUUCUUCUUGAAACCGAACUUACUCCAGAACAAAGAGCCAUGGUCGAGACGGUUCUUAGAAGUAGUAACCUUCUUGCGGCACUUAUAAACGACGUUCUAGAUCUUUCUAGACUAGAAGACGGCAGCCUACACUUGGAAAACGACGUCUUUGACCUUCAUGGAUUGUUCAGUGAGGUCAUUAGAUUAAUAAACCCCAUCGCGUGUGUGAAAAAGGUAUCCAUGACGUUGAACUGCGACAUGGAUUUACCCGCGUGUGGGUUUGGAGACGAGAAAAGGCUUAUGCAAACCAUUUUGAAUGUAGCUGGUAACGCGGUUAAGUUCACUAAAGAAGGUCAUGUCUCGGUUGAGGCCUCCGUUCUGAGUUCUGAAUUUGUAGGAGAGUGGCGUACGCCUGAGUUCUGUCCCACGUUGGCCGACGGCUUAUUUUACCUUCUUGUACAGGUUAAGGAUUCUGGAAGUGGCAUCACACAACAAGAAAUUCCACACAUCUUUUCCAAAUUUUCAGACUCUCAAAAUGGUUCCAUUAGAAACAAUGGUGCAGGGCUUGGACUUGCCAUUUGCAAAAGGUUUGUGAAUUUGAUGGGAGGACACAUAUGGGUUGAGAGCGAAGGGUUAGGAAAGGGCACGACGGUGACUUUUCUUGUGAAGUUAGGACACUGCAACAGUCCAAAUGACCCAACCCGUCAUGGCAGCGGUGAGCUAAUCACACACAGAUAUUUGUCGAGUCAAGAUUACAAAGCGACUGCAUCCUUCCCUCGUUACCAAAAGGGAUUCUAGCACCUGCCGGGCGUAUGGGGUGUAGUGUUAAGCUACAGAAAAAAGAAACCCAAAGAGCAAACACCAAUGCCUUCAUGGGAGGAAUGAAUAGAUUUGUUUUUUGAUAUUCAUGUUUGAUUUAAUAAAUAUUUAGUCAAUACUUUUUUUAACACCA